AGUUGACUUGGCACCUGUACUUGUCGCGACCCCAGUACGUGCGCCUCAUUAAAAGCGUAACGCAGUUGCAAUUCUUCGAUUGCCCUUACUACUUUGUGUUGCAUAGCGACCUUCCGACUGCGCAUCACUUCAUCAGCAAGUUGCAUUCAUUCAAAUCAGGACUUCAAGCUUGACCGUCCCCGUCACCGACUUGCCCCAAUCAAGACCGGUCUCGUGGCUUCGCGCAAGGCCACGCCGCACGUCUUAACGCCUACUAGCCUUUCAGUUCAACUUCAACUCGACUUUCCUACCGCUUACCCAAAUGGUGUUCGGUUGGGGUCGGAGCGCCGGUCCUCAGGAACGUGCUGUCAUUGCGGAUGCGACCGCAACAGAGCCCAGCUUUGGCGGUAUUGCUACGCUAGCCGGCUCCGCCGGCGCUGAUGACGUCAACUGGGCACCGCUACCGGCCGAAGCCCCUGCUGACCGCCGGCGUAAGGAACCGCUUCCGUACGAGCUCAAGUCCCACAAUGUGAAGGCCCACCUGCAGGAUCGCAGUACGGCGGUUGUUGAUGUACGAACGGUGGUUGACGCGCCGCAUGACGUCAUCUUCGACCUGCUGGCGGACCCGCACCAACAUGAACGCAUCUUCGACGCCAUUGAGUCCGCCAGUGCCGUGCUGGUGUCGGAGGAGGGCGCCGUACGGCGGUGGCGGCUGGACUACCGAGCCAAGUGGCGCUUCUGGAAGGUGGGCGGCGUGUGCGACAACCGGCUAUGGAUGACGACCGACCGGGAGCGAGGAACGGUUUCCUUCGUGCUCCGCGAACCCGGCUUCCUGCGCAAGUACGAGGGCACCUGGACCAUCACCGGGCCCCACGGCAGCGGACCAGGGGUGGGAACAGGAGGAGCGGCAUCAGGGGGACGAGCAGGAGGAGCCGGCAAUGGCGGCAGUCAUCAACGCCAGGCGCUGCUGCACGAUUCGCCGCCGGCGUCGCCGACAGCGACGGCGGCGGCGGCGCAGCCGCCGUUCUUUGCAACCCAGCUUCCGUCAUCAGUAACAACCUCCUCUGCUACUGCUGCUACGGGUGUUGCUGCUAACAAGGACAAGGAUAAGGACGGCGGCAGGAAGAGCGGUAGCAACAACCUGGUAGCGGACGUCGCCGACGCCGCCAGUCCUCUGUCGUACAGUAUAAGUGUUUCCGAGGCCGACGACGCCGUAACGCCGCGAUCCGGGUCUGCUGCAUCCUCCAGGAGUAGCAGCAGCAGCGGCGGCAGCAGCAGCCUAACGCGUAGCAGCAGCGGCAGCUUUAGCAGCACUCAUACCGGCGUGAGUGGUGGCGGUGGUACUGGCCUCAAUCUGCCAAGCCUGGUGCGUAGCAGAAGCGGCGGUGUCGGCUGCGGCAGCAGCAGCGGCGGCGGCUUCGGCGGCAGUCUUGCGAGCCUCAUUGCAGCCAUCAACAACCCCUUCAUGACCCCCGCACCUGCGAAACAACAGCAACAACCUCAACAACAGCACCACCACCAGCAGCCAGUCAACGGCAGCAGCAAUGCCGCUUCCUCCGUCCCCCUAGCAGCCGAAACGCCUGCUCCGCUGCUGCUGCCCCGCGCUCCCACCACCAUCAAAAUCCGCAAGGCCAUUUCGCCCAAAGUCAGCCCGCCCUUCCCCAUCAACCAGGUCCUGAAGGGCCAUGCAUGCGGCCAGGUGAAUGACAUGUUGGAGGGAUUGCUUCUGGCCACUGCUCGGAAGGUAGCGGAGGAGGGGGGGCAGGAGCAGCAGCAACAGUGAGAGGGGAGGUGGAUGUAAUCAUAGGGAUGGUGGACCUAGAGGGGUGGGUAGGAGGCAUGUGGAUCUGGAGGGGAGAUGCAACAGUUCGUGGGUUUGGCCUGCAGUGGAGACGAGGAGAAGAGGGAGUGGAAGGGGGGCUGGUGGUGGGGUUUGUGACGUGGGAGAGAGAAGGGUGGCAGAAGAGGAAGGGAACCGUUGAACUGACCUAAUGACGCUGUGCUUGGUGUUUGCACCGGCGCGUUUGUUUGUAGCCAUGAUCACGACGUACAGGGAAAGAAGGUAGGGAUAAUAGUGGCAUAUCCGUGGAGCGGUAGUUGGGGGUAGUUGGGGGUGUCCUUCAUUUAGUAAGGAGAUGAUGGCGGCUCCGAUGCCUUUCCUCUUCUCCCCCAGCUCCUUUCUCUUUCUUGCCAUGCCUACUCUCAUACCGGUUGGCAUGUACGGCAGAAGGUGAGGAUGAAGAUGACGCUUGGUCAAGCUCCUUCCCUGCCGCACAGCACCGUACUGGCAAGGAUGAGUAAUGCGGGAUGUAAGGAGGAGAAGAGGGGCGGAGGCAUCUUGGCAAUGUACGGCAAUGUGGUUUGUCUGCCGUACAGCGCCGCCGAAUGCUGACUUUUCAAAGAGAUUAAAGACGGUGAUGUUGUUGUGGCAUUGGUAGCGUUGGUAUGUAGGGUGGAGCUGGAACGGUGCUCCUUGCUUCCAUGACUCUGCGGAGAGCGGAGAGGCGUAUUGAGAUUGCGGAUUACAGGGGUGAAGGACGGUAUGGACAAAGGAAUGGAGGUUUUGGAGUUACCCCUGUCACUUGGGGUGUUCCGGUCCUCUGGGCCCCCACGGACUGUUACGUGGCGGACUACGGCUCGCAGGUGGGCACAUCCUGUUGCACAUUGCAGCACUUGCCUGCUCCAUGCCAUAUGCUUAGCGGGGGUUGGCUGGGCUUGGCAGGAUAUGAUUGUCGUGCUAGCCAGCACCCCGGAUUGUAUAUUACGGUAUUGCAACUCUUAUUUUGGAAACGUUGUCGUGUUUUGGGCACCUGUCAGGACACUUUGGUUAGUUCGCUUCAUACGUUCUCGUAUGGGCGUAGUUGUUGUUCAUAUGGUUGGUUUAUUCCUCGGUUGGUGGUUACUCGACAUUGCUAGCACGUGUGUUGCGGGGACAGGCCUGGGGUUGCAUGGGCGAGAUGAGGAGGGGAAUGGAGGCUGAGGGUGACAAUGGAAACGCGUCUCAUCAGAAACGGCACACAACCGUACAUGUGGGCGCAUCCAACAUAUCGUGCGCGACACGGCCUGCUGCCUCAGCGCGCUUCGUUCCCUCUUCGUGCCUAUUCUAUUGCAAGUUUUGCAACCGUCUGUUACACGUUUGGAUUGUGGGGUGGUUAUGGUGGAGUCAUGUCGUAGGGUUUGAGAAAUGUGGUAUUGUGGUUUUGCCUUGUUGGUACGGGCAGGCACGGGUGAGCCGGCAUGCGGAUGAAGGAAGGAAGGGUGGUGGGUUGUUGUUGCUGAAGAUGUGCCGCAUUGUACAACGAAUGGGGAUUAUGGUAGGGGUGUUGCGCGUUAUGAAAGCCGUUGCGUUAGUUUUUUGGACCAAGUAAGUAAGGAAGAAAGUAUACUAUUUGUUUGUUUCGCACGUUUUCCAUUUACUGUUAUUACUUCAUGCAUAUUGGGUAUUGUGCGGUAGGUGUAACGGACGGAGGGGGACAGCACACAUAGAAUGGUGGCGGUUUACGGGUUAUAUAGGGAGGUUACACGGCGAUUGGCAGGUGGAAGCGUGUGGUUGUUGUGCGUGCUGCGGUUAACGAGCUGGUAACUGAACUUAUGAUGGGAGGCUUGCGGUACGGUAUUCUGGCGGGUAUACCGUUACCCACAGCCAACUGCUGCUCAUACAUUGCACA
Molecule: messenger RNA, 3647 nt
Organism: Astrephomene gubernaculifera
Lineage: Eukaryota; Viridiplantae; Chlorophyta; Chlorophyceae; Chlamydomonadales; Astrephomenaceae
Source: the annotation of a GenBank genome assembly